AUGAAGUCAGACGAAUACAUGUAUGCACACGUAGAUGCCAACCUAUGCGACAUCUCAAAAAAAAAAAAAAAAAAAAAAAAAUGUGGCUCUUGCGGUAAAGUUGAUAUUUUUUUGCUGUUGCUCUCGCUUUCUCUCUCACUUUUUUUUUCUUUUCUCAAUCUCUAUCUAUCGCUCUGCGCAAUGCCAUGGUGCAACAUUCUUACAAGGAAGGAACGCGAGAAGAACAGACACGCGAGGCGAAGAAUGGGCAGUCACGCCAAAAGAGGGCGCAGGCCAAAAUCGCGCGCGGCAAACUCCAACGCGAAGAAUGCCGAGGACGGCAGCACGGCGACCAGGCAUGUCCCACCGGCUCCUCCGUGCGUGGCGAAGUUGAACGCGCAGCACUGGCAUGUGCUGGAGGAGGGUUGUGCGGACGUGGCGGCAUUCGCGCUGCGGCCAUCGCAGCACGCGCAGCUGUUAGCCUGUGCCGUGCCGCAGCGACUUGUGGAGAUUCUUUUCACCGCACCAUCGUCGGUUGGCCAAUCCCAAGAAGGCGACUGCAGCAAUAGCGGCCAUGCCCCACGGCAACCUCAUUCUGGAGGCUUUUACCUGCAGACUGCCGCCGCGGAGGCUCUUCGAAACCUCGUUGUCAACAGCGCUGAGGAUGCCGUCGUGGAUGUGUUGGCUGCCUCCACCUUUCCUACAAGUGAUUCAGGGCAGCAGUCGCAGCUGCAGCAAGAACAGGGAGAAGGGAGACGUAUCGGGUUUCGUGAAGGACUGGUCACCCUCCUGAUGUCUGCGUGGGACACUGUGCAAAAGACACGUCGGGAGGCGCCUUUGGCCCCACCUGCGGUCGUGAGCAAAAACGAAGAUGUUGGCGCCAUGAGUAAUGAGGAAGAGCGGGUGACGGAGGGAUGUGGCGCGAAUGAGGAUCUUCUGCACGCGCCGUUCAUGAUUGCCUGCCGCGCCCUGGAGGAGGUGCUCCAGCUUAUCGCCGUCUGUGUGGAAGGCAGUGAGAACAUCGCGGAAGCCUUCUCCGCCCCCGGUGUUCUUCACGCAUUAUUGUCCCUGCUGGAGACAACAACCGGUGUCGUGUGGGAAACGUUGCAGCAUCCGGCACUGUUGUAUGAACCUCCCGUGGAACGACGUGGCGUGAUGUGGCUACGGCAAUACAAACGACGUGAGGCGGAGCUUUUGGCGGCAGUGGCUGUUGCAGCGAGUGAAGUGCUGCACCUGUUGAGUGAUGAGAAUGAGGUGCUUGCGUCUCUUCUGCAAUCCUCCGAGGUGAUGGCACCGCAUCAGGCGUUCUUGACCAGAUCCCUUGACGCGACGGCGAUCCUGGCGUGGCUGCGUGCCGAAUCAUCGUUUAUUUCCUCUGCACCUCCACAUGCUGCUGCUGUUGCUGCGGAGUCUGAGACAAAAGACACGGAGGAGGAAAAGGAAGACGCCAUGUUGUUGUCCACUGGCCGUCAGAAUAUUUUCUAUCAGCUAUGUGAAGUCUCUUUACAUGUUCAGGGAACACUCAUGAACUCAGCCCCCAACACGACGAAUGCCGCCCGAGUACUGCCACUUGUUGUAGCCGUCUUGGACGCCCAUCUGCCGCACGAUGAGUGGCGUCGCACUGUGCCACUGUUGCUGCAGGGAUGUGCAUUGAGGGAGGAGCACCGUGCAGUUCUUAUCUGUCGUGCCUUGUGGCGGUUGCGUUGCGAUCAGGCGGCGGUGAAUGUGCUUCAUGCCGUUGUGAACGCCAUCUGCAGCCUCAACGAGGCCGACGCGGACGAUGAGACGGCGUUUCAGCGCAAUCCGCAUUCAACAUUGUUGUAUGGCACAAACGCCAUGUAUGUUGUGGGUAAGCUGAUGAAGGAUGCUCUCCGACUACCUACAGACGCCAAUGGAAAUAAAAAUAACAACAAUAUAAUUAAAAACGAGGAUAACACACAUGUGUCCUCAUUUGAUCCCGUGAACGGCGGGGAUGACGUUGUGGUGGAGCGUGCGCUACGCGCUGCCGCUGGGACCUCCGGCACGGGUGGUCUCAUCACCAAACUACAGCUGCUUGUGUUAUCCAACGAGGUGGGGGUGUGGAGCCU
Molecule: messenger RNA, 2066 nt
Organism: Trypanosoma cruzi
Lineage: Eukaryota; Euglenozoa; Kinetoplastea; Trypanosomatida; Trypanosomatidae
Exons: 1
Source: RefSeq, a predicted model, not a curated record